AUGCGGGCUCCCAGACUGCUGGCGCUGUGCCUGUGGCUGCGCCUGGCGCGGGACGUGCGCGGCGCGCCCUGCGAGGCCGUGCGCAUCCCCAUGUGCCGCCACAUGCCCUGGAACCUCACGCGGAUGCCGAACCACCUGCACCACAGCACCCAGGAGAACGCCGUGCUGGCCAUCGAGCAGUACGAGGAGCUGGUGGACGUGAACUGCAGCGCCGUGCUGCGCUUCUUCCUGUGCGCCAUGUACGCGCCCAUCUGCGCCCUGGAGUUCCUGCACGACCCCAUCAAGCCCUGCAAGUCUGUGUGCCAGCGCGCCCGCGACGGCUGUGAGCCGCUCAUGAAGAGGUACAACCACAGCUGGCCCGAGAGCCUGGCCUGCGACGAGCUGCCUCUCUAUGACCGGGGCGUGUGCAUCUCCCCCGAGGCCAUCGUCACCGACCUUCCUGAGGAUGUGAAGUGGAUGGACAUCACACCAGACAUGAUGGUACAGGAGAAGCCGCUUGACGCUGACUGCAAACGUAUGAGCCCAGAUCGGUGCAAAUGUAAGAAGGUGAAGCCAACUUUGGCAACAUAUCUGAGCAAAAACUACAGCUAUGUCAUCCAUGCCAAAAUAAAAGCUGUGCAGAGGAGCGGGUGCCAUGAAGUGACCACAGUGGUGGAUGUAAAGGAGAUCUUCAAGUCCUUGUCACCCAUCCCACGAACCCAAGUCCCACUCAUCACCAAUUCCUCGUGCCAGUGUCCACACAUCCUACCCCAUCAGGAUGUCCUCAUCAUGUGCUAUGAGUGGCGCUCUCGGAUGAUGCUCCUUGAAAAUUGUUUAGUUGAAAAAUGGAGAGAUCAACUUAGUAAAAGAUCCAUACAGUGGGAAGAGAGGCUGCAGGAACAGCAAAGAACAAUUCAAGACAAGAAACGCACAGCUGGACGUAUCAGUCGUAGCAACCCCCCCAAACCAAAGGCAAAGCCACCCAUUCCCAAACCAGCCAGCCCUAAGAAGAACAUUAAAGCUAGAAGUGCUCAAAGGAAAAUGAACCCCAAAAAGACUGUGAGCUAACUGCUCUUCACAAUGGAGACUCUUCACAAGACAAGGCUGAGCGUUUCCCCGGACAGCCACCUAUGGUGCCCACACUCUUUCUAGACACCAUCUUGCAGGAUUUUUCUUACUGAUAGGAUUUCUUUCAUCUUUAUAAGCCACCUAUGUCAUGUUAAUGGUAUA
This is a messenger RNA of Dipodomys spectabilis (banner-tailed kangaroo rat), 1209 nucleotides long. It is a transcript of the gene Sfrp4, whose product is annotated as secreted frizzled related protein 4. The transcript has 6 exons. The coding region runs from base 1 to 1047 and encodes 348 amino acids. NCBI's taxonomy places the organism in Eukaryota, Metazoa, Chordata, Mammalia, Rodentia, Heteromyidae. The record is from RefSeq and is a predicted model, not a curated record. Gene Ontology annotation, cellular component: cytoplasm. Gene Ontology annotation, molecular function: Wnt-protein binding. Gene Ontology annotation, biological process: non-canonical Wnt signaling pathway; canonical Wnt signaling pathway.